AUGAAGAGCCAAGUCUUCGUUCUCGGUCCAGGUUAUGUCGGUCGCGAAAUUAUCGACCUUCUUCUGUCGGAAGGUCAAUAUGAAAUCACAACCCUGGUGCGACGGGAAGCCGCCGUCGAGGAAUUUGAGAAAGACGGAGUCAAAGCGGUUCUCGGUGAUUUGAAUGACUUCAAAGUCAUCCAGCAACUGAGCGCCAAGAGCGAUGUAGUUUUUCACACAGCUACCGCCGACCAUUUGGAAUCUGCCCAGGCAAUCUUGGCCGGAAUUGAGGAACGCGCCGGUCAAGGUAUGUACACCAUGGACCGAGUCCUGACAUGGUACGCUACCGGUAGAACCAACGUUGACAUGGUGUCAUGUAUAGGAAAGAAAUCUAUCUAUCUCCAUCAAAGCGGAGCCAGUGUUCUGAGCGAUACAUCACCUGGAAAUAAUGUCAACGAUGAAAUCUAUUCCGACAAAACGCCGUCUCAAAUUGAUUCGUUGUCGGACACGGCGCCUCAUCGAAAAAUUGAUCUUGCUAUUUUAAAAGCCCGCGAAAAGAUGGGCAACAAGGCCAGAAUAUUUAUCUGGAUGCCUCCCAUCAUUUACGGCAGCAAUAGCAAGCACAAGCGUCUUUCAAUCCAGAUUCCAGCCUUGACUCGAUUUGCCUGCAAACACGGGCAAGCCGGCUACGUCGGCACUGGCAAAAAGGCCUGGGGUGUAGUACAUGUCCGUGAUCUGGCCAAGGCCUACGUCCAAGUCCUUCACUGGAUUGAGGGCGCUGCAGAUUCCGACCCCGAGCUCCAAAAUCCCUACUUCUUCUGCGAAAGCGGCCAAGUUACAUGGGCUGAAGUCGGCGCUAUUAUUGGGAAGGGCCUCUACAAGGCGAGUCGAAUUACCACGCCCGACACCCGCUCUAUUCCGGAGUCUGAGUACGUCGACUUGUUUGGUCAAUUCACGCCGGAUGUCGUGGGAUGCAGCUGCAGAAAUAGGGCUGAUAGGUUGCGGUCCAUGGGGUGGAAGCCUGAGCAGUUGGGGAUUGGAGAGGCAUUUGAGAAGGAGGACCUCCCGGCCUUGUUGGCUGAGAAGGGGGAGUUCAAGGCCUCUGAAAUGGCAUUGUCUUGA
Molecule: messenger RNA, 1101 nt
Organism: Metarhizium brunneum ARSEF 3297
Lineage: Eukaryota; Fungi; Ascomycota; Sordariomycetes; Hypocreales; Clavicipitaceae
Source: RefSeq, a predicted model, not a curated record